GUCAUCGCCAGCAGACACACAUACCCACCCACAUACACAUACAACAAAAUGUGUCGUGUCCAGUCACUCCCCGAGCCCCAUGUAUGUGUCAGUAAUGCAUCGUCACAUGACAUCACAUCGAUCCACCGACCAACACAGCUCAUACAGAGAAGUCGUCUUCCUCCUCCUCUUCUGGCACCUCUGCCUCCGUGAUGGCGAUGGCCGCCAGCACCACGACAAGACCGGCGAGCUCCACUACGGUCAAGCCCAUAAUGAUGUACUCAAUGAACUUGGUGAGCGCCCCCAGAGGGCUGAACGUCUCCCACCACUCCUCGACGUCAUCACGCCACUGCAGUGCGCACACAUAACGCAACAUACAUACAUACACUGGAGUGACUGACUCUCCAUGCACACACGGAUGCACCUACCUACGUACCUGUCGUAAGCGCUCCCCGAUGCUCAUCCGCAUAUCGAAAAGAAAGAAGAAUCGGUUGAACAGAAAGCGCCGCCAUGGCUGCCGACUGCUCCCCUUGCCGCGCCGCACUCUCGGCCCGCUGUAGCUGUCGCCCUCCCCCUCAUCGUCAGCCGACUCACCGAGCGUGAAGCCCCUCUCAGGCACGCCAACCUGCGUGGCUCCCACGGGUGUCAAUGCACCAUCAGCAGGAGAGGCCGGUACCGCCAUCUUGGGCCUCUUGGGAGGCUUCGGCAACCCCGGGGCGUCGCUUCGCUUCUGGAUCUUCCAUGGUUUGUCAGAGAAGAACCGCCGAUGGUCUGCAAAGCUCUUCACUGCCGACGCGUGUCGUUCGGGAGGCGGGGUGAGAGAGAAUGGUUGACGGGAAGGGCGGCAGGAGCUGAAAGGGGCGCGUUGCGCACUGGAUAAGACCGCAGGGGUCGCCACAGCGGGCCUGCCGUGGCUCUGAAGGACAAGACCCGCUCUUCGAGCAGCAAGCAUCCUUCAUCAGUCAGCAGAGAUGGAUCAUCACAGAAUCAUAGUGUGUGUUUUUGACAGCGAGAGAGAGCGG
Vitrella brassicaformis is the source of this 1001-nucleotide messenger RNA. Lineage: Eukaryota; Vitrellaceae. The record is from the annotation of a GenBank genome assembly.